Suillus paluster is the source of this 753-nucleotide messenger RNA. Its product is annotated as thaumatin. The coding region runs from base 1 to 753 and encodes 250 amino acids. The transcript is spliced from 11 exons. The record is from RefSeq and is a predicted model, not a curated record. Lineage: Eukaryota; Fungi; Basidiomycota; Agaricomycetes; Boletales; Suillaceae.
AUGAAAUAUCUUCUUGCAGCGUCUUCCCUUGCUUUGGCGUCAGGAGCGCUCGCUCAGCGCACCAUUACUGUGUACAAUGCGUGUCCUUUCACCAUUUGGCCCGCAAUGUUCACCGGCUCUGGCACACUGCCUAGCUACACGACUGGCUGGGAGGCCGCAGAGUAUACUGCCGUCACCUUCCAAGUCCCGAGCGCCUGGACUGCUGGACGAAUCUGGGGACGGCGUGACUGUGACUUCAGCACCAACCCCGGCCCGAAUUCUUGCCUCGACGGUGGUUGCAACGGAGGAUUAGUGUGCAGCACCACCACCGGCACGGGUGUCCCUCCUGCCACUCUUGCUGAAUUCACAUUGGGUUCAGGAGGUGUUGAUUACUAUGACGUGUCUCUUGUCGAUGGGUAUAAUUUGCCCGUCAGUAUCACAAAUAAUGUCGGGUGUGGGGUUCCAAGUUGCCCCGUGGACCUGGGGCCUAACUGUCCAGCACCACUCCAAGGCCCUUACGACUCUACCGGCUUCCCUGUCGGGUGCAAAAGUGCGUGCGAGGCUAACCUCGAUGGUAAUCCAUCAAACUCUCCCAACUGCUGCAGUGGUCAGUACGACACACCUGCUACAUGCCCUUCCUCAGGCGUUGAGUAUUAUAGCUACUUCAAGGAUAACUGCCCCAACGCAUACGCUUAUGCAUACGAUGACACGACUUCUCUAUUCACCUGCAGCUCUUCUCUCAACGCUGCAUUCACAGUUACCUUUUGCCCGUGA